CCGAUUUAUGGAGGCAGGUAAAAUAACUACACCUAAAAUGCCUUAUCUAAUCCUGUUGCAACAUUAAGCAUAAACUGGGUUUUGACACAAAUGCAGCUAAGAAAUCUGUGAUGGAGAAGCCAGCACUGCGCUGGAAGACCUUCAAUUUUCUUCAUGAAAAUGCUUUCGAUCAAAAGGGCGAGAAGUUCCAGUAGGACUCUGUCUCGGGAAAUUCAGCCAAGUAAAAGGAUCAAUGCUCAUAUCACUGUAAUGGGUUUUGUUUAUUGUGACAUCUGCUCCAACAACACCUUCUCAAAAUACAGCUACUUCAUUCCAGGUGCAGAAGUCCAAAUUGAUUGCAAAUUCAAAGCGAGUUCACCAAGAACCAAAGAACAAAUAACAUUCUCAGUGAAUAGAACUACAAACAGACAUGGAGUUUACAGGUUAGAUAUACCAUCUGUUGAUGGAAUUGCAUGCGCAGAAGCGGCUAUUGCAUCCACAUGCGAGGCAAGGUUAAUGUGGAGUUCAUUGGAUUCAUGUAAUGUUCCUGGUUACAGAACCACAACCAAUCAGAUAGCAUUCAAAUCCAAGCAAGCCAAUCUCUGCAUCUACAGUCUAUUUCCACUGAAUUUCAGACCAUCAAAGAUUGAUACUAGUCUAUGUGGAAACUAGAAAGACGACUUCUCAGGUUCUCCACUGUCAUUAUAAUUUCCUAAAUUACUACCCUUUUGGCUUUUGCUUUA
Messenger RNA from Pistacia vera, 722 nucleotides. RefSeq names its product major pollen allergen Ole e 1-like. NCBI's taxonomy places the organism in Eukaryota, Viridiplantae, Streptophyta, Magnoliopsida, Sapindales, Anacardiaceae. The transcript is spliced from 3 exons. The record is from RefSeq and is a predicted model, not a curated record. Bases 154 to 651 code for a protein of 165 amino acids.